CAACAACGUCGACGACUACAAUCACGACGACAACCACAAUCACCUCCAUCGACUCAUCAUUACACCUCAACUCCAUGCCUAGAGAUCAUCCAUCUCUCUCCUACGCCAUCGAAGAUGCCUCUCUUCUCCAACCUUCCUGCUUUACGCCUGACUCUCGCCUAUGCCCUCCAUGAGCCUUCCAGUUUACUUCCACAUGCCACCAUUCCUACACUGCUCUUCCUUCCUCUACCCGUAGGUCCCUCACUGCCUGCUUGGAACAGAUCAGGCCAAAAACCCACCAUCCGCGCCCUGGUUCUGGAUAAGGACAAUACGCUGUGUCCACCUGAAACUGCCAACCUACACCAAUCCUACAUCGACAAGCUCCAAAAGAUUAAAGACAGUCCCGAGUUCUCCCAUAACCCCAAAAGUAUCCUCAUCGUCUCAAACACCGCCGGCAGUAGCUCAGCUCCCGAACAUGAAGCUGAGGCAAAACAACUGGAACUCGAAUUAGGUUUACCCGUUCUGAGACAAACCCCUGGCCGUAAGAAACCUCUGUGCGGCCCCGAUAUUCUCGCUUUUUUCAAAGAGCAUGGUGUCACUGACAACCCACGUGAAAUCGUCGUCGUGGGAGACAGACUCGCCACUGAUGUACUUGUCGCUCGUGAAAUGGGCAGCUGGAGUGUUUGGUGCCGGAAUGGAUGGAGAAAUCCAGAAAUCCCCGGCCGUGACUUCAGAGGUUUUUUCAGCAAGAUGGAGGGCCGUUUUGAGAGACUGAUGCGCGGCGGUCUGGGGAGAACUGCUCCUCUACCAAAAUGAAACUAUUCCGGACGGCUAUUCCGCCACACGUGCUAUGACUGCUUGCUCACCUCUGGUUAGCUCUAUGCUACCACGGGCCUUCGGAGGCUAUCACCACUGCUCUAGCUCUAAAGACAGUAAGCCCAGCUCUCGCCCAUUGAAAAACAACAACGAUUGCCUGUUUCCAACAUCUGGACCUCCUAGGAAGGACCUAUGAUGAUGUCAUUCAAAGUAAUGUCCAGCAGGCUGUCAAUCGUCAAACCCAAUUUCUCUCUCCAUUCCUGAGCCAAAGCCGCUGCUCGCUGCUUCUGAGCAUCGCUGAACUUCCAAUGCUUAACCACCUUUUGACCUCUCGAAGGCAUGACGAACAAUCGUCUGCGAAUCAGAUUUCGUGUCCAUUCCUGCUUCGAUGCUUCUCGGACGUUAGGCGAGGCAAAUUGCUUUCCGACUUUUACCAUGGUACUGAUCAUUCGCUCUGAAUUACCAGUGUGGACGAAGAGCUCGCCAAGUCGAAUAUGGACCCACUCCUGCCAUUUGUCUGCCUCGAAAGCAUGCAUGGUGUAACUAUCCAUCAAGUUCAACACAGCCCACUGCAUGAAGGCCAUGUCACUCUCGAAGAAUCCUCCACAAUCUGGUUGCAUCGAGACAAGAUAUUUGGCCAAAGCAGCGAUUUUUACCGCUGGCGUCCGUGUCACACCAAAAUCAGACAACUUCUUGAAUUCAUAUACUUGGUGCAGGAGGUCUUGAAGACAGGGCAGUGCGUCCUUCGUGUUUUUGCUGGUCAGCUGCCACUUGAGCAAUUCAAACUUGUUCCACACAGCUGUGAGGAACAUUUGAUUUCUUUUCAUCAUAAGUGGACUCCACCACGGCUGCCGAGCCAUUAUGUCUUCUUCUGCUCGUCUGUCUUCCCAGGCUUGUUGAAAAGUUCGCUCUGUACGUGCAUGUUCUCCAAUUUUGACC
Messenger RNA from Exophiala mesophila, 1734 nucleotides. RefSeq names its product HAD phosphatase, family IIIA. Bases 115 to 795 code for a protein of 226 amino acids. NCBI's taxonomy places the organism in Eukaryota, Fungi, Ascomycota, Eurotiomycetes, Chaetothyriales, Herpotrichiellaceae. Gene Ontology annotation, molecular function: phosphatidylglycerophosphatase activity. The transcript has a single exon. The record is from RefSeq and is a predicted model, not a curated record.